Planococcus citri (citrus mealybug) is the source of this 3116-nucleotide messenger RNA. Its product is annotated as WD repeat domain phosphoinositide-interacting protein 3. The coding region runs from base 337 to 1380 and encodes 347 amino acids. Gene Ontology annotation, biological process: protein localization to phagophore assembly site; autophagy of mitochondrion; nucleophagy. The record is from RefSeq and is a predicted model, not a curated record. Lineage: Eukaryota; Metazoa; Arthropoda; Insecta; Hemiptera; Pseudococcidae. Gene Ontology annotation, molecular function: phosphatidylinositol-3,5-bisphosphate binding; protein binding; phosphatidylinositol-3-phosphate binding. Gene Ontology annotation, cellular component: cytosol; extrinsic component of membrane; phagophore assembly site membrane. The transcript is spliced from 9 exons.
GUAGAAAAAUUGUCAUCGCAUUUAUUUCAAGUCCAUCUCGAUAUUUUUCGACUAUUUGCAUAUCCUGCUUCUGCUUCUUUUGAUGUACACGGUUUCACUACCACUACAAAUGCACGAUUAAUCGUUCUCUAUCUUGAUGAUAAUCACUCGUCUUCGCUUCGGUAUGUAAAUUUCCGUAUAAAAUAGCAACAAUAAUCGUCAAAUUUACAUUAUCUGAGAUUAAUAAUCAUCGGACAAUCGACACAAUAGCGUACCUGUCAUUGGCUUAGUUAUUGCCUACCUCUCGACUGGUGUGUUUUUCAAUAACUUCCUCGUCGGUGUAAUCGACAAUUCGCGAUGAAUUUGGGAUCUGGAAAUCCACAUGGCAAUGGAUUACUGUACGCUGGUUUCAACCAAGAUCAAGGUUGUUUCGCGUGCGGAAUGGAGGAUGGCUUUCGUGUCUACAAUUGCGAUCCGUUGAAGGAAAAAGAACGCCAAGAUUUCGUCGAUGGAGGACUCGGUUUCGUCGAGAUGUUAUUCCGGUGUAAUUAUUUGGCCCUAGUUGGCGGAGGGCGUAGUCCCAAAUUUCCCAAUAAUAAAGUCGUCAUCUGGGAUGAUGUAAAGAAACAAGUAUCUAUUACGUUGGAUUUCAAUACAGUUGUUUAUGGUGUCAGACUGAGACGUGACAGGAUCGUUGUCGUACUAGAAGGUGUCAUCAAAGUGUACACGUUCACCCAAGUGCCCAAACAACUACACGUUUUCGAAACCGGUAGCAAUCCUAAAGGACUAUGCGUAUUGUGUCCAAACAGUUGUAAUUCACUUCUAGCGUUCCCUGGCCGUAAAUCCGGACAUGUACAUAUUGUCGAUUUAGCUGAUACCGAAAAAAUGCCCGUUGAUAUUGCUGCCCACGAGGCUCCUCUUAGUUGUAUUUCUUUGAAUUUACAAGGAACUAGAUUAGCCACUGCUUCUGAAAAAGGUACAUUAAUUAGAGUAUUCGAUACAUCGACAGGAACGAUGAUAAAUGAAUUGAGAAGAGGCACAAAUACCGCCAAUAUUUAUUGUAUCAAUUUCAAUUCCGAUUCUUCCUUAUUGUGUGUCGCCAGCGAUCACGGUACUGUUCACGUGUUCUCUGUAGAAGAUCAAAAGAUGAACAAACAAUCGAGUUUGGCAUCGGCAACCUUCCUUCCUAAGUAUUUCAGUUCGAAAUGGAGCUUUUGUAAAUUCCAAGUACCCAGUGGUCCUCAAUGUAUAUGUGCUUUCGGAAUGGAUAACUGUUCCGUCAUAGUGGUUUGCGCCGAUGGCAGUUAUUACAAGUUUAUAUUCAACGAAAAAGGAGAAUGUUCCAAAGAUGUAUACGCCCAGUUCCUAGAAAUGACCGAUGAACCGUCACAUAACGCUUGAAAUUCGUCUCAAAAGUCUGUACAUAUUCUUGAAGGAUAUUUCACCGGAACUGAUCCAUUCGACAGUAUGGAUGAUAAUUAGCUAACCAUCUUCUAGAGGUAUUUGAAUUACGAAUUAAUUAUUCGCAGGGUAUUAUUGUUAAUAUCAAUUCAAACUCGACAAAUGUGGUAUAGUUUUUCAUUCCCACGACCUUCUUCGUAAUUAUCAGUUUUUUUUUUACCAUAUCGUUGAUGAAGCGGUUGACUGACUUUUUCUUAUGUUCUGAUUUUAAAGUUCAUGUAAAAUGUGCUGACUGAAUUGUUUAUUCGAUAUGAUUUUUUUCUUUUCAAUUCGAUGGAAAAUUCGAAAAGUGGUACUUUUUAUUCUGGUGUACUGGAUGUGUAAAUUUUGAAAAUUUUAUCAAUUUCUUUUCUUACGAUGACUUUUUUCAUUUUUAUUUAAUACGAUAUUUUUAUAUUUAUACUUUUUACUAUCUCUUAUUCAUUUUUUUAUACAUAAAUAUCGAUGUGUUGUAGAAAUUUUCCAUGUAUUAUUUUUACAGUUUUUAAUUUCGUAAUGUUUAUUCUCUUUUAUGACAUACUCCAAGGUUUUUGGCUUUCCCAGUUUCACUUUAGAAAGAAGUUAUUUAUUUUGCUAGAUUCCAUUGUACUUGUUGAUGGAAAUAGAAGUCAAAUAAUCGUGGUACUCUUUAGUUUAUUAGCAUAUGUAGAAUAAAAAAGCGUCGCAAAAAAUGUAUUGUAAGAAAAUAUACACACACAAAAAAAAUGAAAAAUCAUCAAAGCAUACAAACAAUUCAAGUCAGUACAAAAGUUUACCUUAUAAUAGUAAGAAAAAGAAAAGGAAAGUAGUGAUAUUUGUGGAUUUUACGUUUUAGUGUAUAAUGUAUAAAAAAUUUUAAACUUUCGUUGUACUCGUACGUCGCUCUAUUCUUAAGAUUUAUUUAUUUAAGGCAUGAAAUUAGUCUCGAUUGACAUUAAAAUCCCUGCGGGUUGUUGAAAAUAUUCAUUCAAUUUUUAAAAAAUUAUGUAUUGUGGUUGAUGAAAUUUUCUCAAUUGAAGGGUAAAAAAAUACGACCAAUUACUACUUAAUUUAUUCAAAACGUAGCUCGUGCGAAGAAGGAGCUAUUGGGAAUGGGAGAAAGGACACAUCGUAUUGAAAUUUUUGUUGGGCUAAUUUCAUUCUCAACUUGAAAAUAUUUUUUUGAUCGAAAAUGAAACUCGAAUUUGAAAUCAGUCCCAUUAGGAACCUCGAAGUCAAAAUCAAUAUGCGUGAAAAUAAAAUAUAAUCGCUCGUAUAAUUUUCCCCUUCGCAAAUUCAAUCUACUCUUGAAGAGAUCCCUUGGAUGCUUUAUUAUAGAUGAGCUGGUUUCUCACCUCUUGAAAUACUAUGAAAUGGAGUUGGUAACACUGAUUCUUUUGAUGACUCCUCCAAAUUGAGCUGAUGUUCUCUGGAUUUAUUUAUUUAUUUGAACAAUUGAGCACAAAAAUUGAAAAAUUUUGAAUUUAAAAAAAAAAGUAUUUAAUUUGAAUACGACGUACUCAAAAUCAGUGUUACUGUUUUCAUAUCUCUAAACGAUACCUACCUUCAGUACAACAUCCCAUCAAUUUAAAUGGACUAGAAGUCUGACAAAUGAAUUUUUUUCCAAAGCAACAUAAGAGUUAUAUUAUUUAAUAUUAAGUUUUUCGUACGCGAUUCGUGUUUAAUUGUGAUAUAAAUAAAUUAUUCAUGUUAUCAAA